This is a messenger RNA of Erinaceus europaeus (western European hedgehog), 3732 nucleotides long. RefSeq names its product coagulation factor II thrombin receptor (gene F2R). The coding region runs from base 299 to 1567 and encodes 422 amino acids. Gene Ontology annotation, cellular component: membrane. NCBI's taxonomy places the organism in Eukaryota, Metazoa, Chordata, Mammalia, Eulipotyphla, Erinaceidae. The record is from RefSeq and is a predicted model, not a curated record. The transcript has 2 exons. Gene Ontology annotation, molecular function: thrombin-activated receptor activity. Gene Ontology annotation, biological process: positive regulation of Rho protein signal transduction; blood coagulation; thrombin-activated receptor signaling pathway.
GACCCUGCGCCCGCCCCCAACCUCCCGCGGUCCCCGCCCCGGCCCCGCCCCCGCCAGGCGGAGGUGCCCGGCCAGCCCCCAGGCUCCAGGGCGCACUGCGCGUCCUCCUGCGCCGGUAGCGGGCAGCGGGCAGGAGCAGCGGGCAGGAGCAGCGGGCAGCAGCGCUUUGUCCGGCCGCGGAAGCCCGCGGCGAGCGCGCACCCCGAGGGACCCGGCCCCCGAGCCUCUCCAAGCAGCCCGAGCGCGCAACCCCGGAGCCUCCCGAGCAGCCGCGCAGCCCGCGCCGGGCCUCGGGACAAUGGGGCCGCGGCGGCUGCUGCUCCUCGCUGCGGGGCUCUGUCUGUGCGGCUCCCUGCGGGCCGCCCGCACCGGGACCUUCAUGCGAGGGUCAAAUGCCACAAAUGGAUCUGUGUAUCUUCGGACGUUUCCGAUCGUAUAUAGCAGUGAAUAUGAGCCCUUCCCAAUGGGGGAGGAGGAGGGGAAAAACGCAAGUGGAUUCACUGAAGCCUUCAAUCACAGCCAUCCUCUUCAACAACAGCCCUUUGUCUUCAUCUCCGAAGAUGUCUCAGGCUACCUGACCAGCACUUGGCUCACUGUCUUUAUCCCCUCUGUCUACACGGGCGUGAUUGUAGUAAGCCUGCCUCUCAACCUCACGGCCAUUGUUGUGUUCAUCUUGAAAAUGAAGAUCAAGAAGCCUGCCGUGGUCUACAUGCUGCACUUGGCCACGGCCGACGUGCUUUUCGUGUCUGUCCUGCCCUUUAAGAUCAGUUAUUACUUUUCGGGAACUGACUGGAAAUUCGGGUCCGAAAUGUGUCGCUUUGUCACCGCGGCCUUUUACGGUAACAUGUAUGCCUCCAUCAUGCUCAUGACAGUCAUAAGCAUCGACCGGUUUCUGGCUGUGGUGUACCCCAUCGAGUCCCUCUCCUGGCGCACCCUGGGCAGGGCCUCUCUCUCCUGUCUGGCCAUCUGGGCGGUAGCCGUGGCGGGAGUGCUGCCUCUCCUCCUCCAGGAGCAGACGGUGCGGGUGCCGGGGCUCAACAUAACCACCUGUCACGAUGUGCUCAACUCCUCCCUCCUCGAAGGCUACUACGCCUAUUACUUCUCGGCCUUCUCCGCCGUCUUCUUCUUCGUGCCUCUGAUUGUCUCCACGGUCUGUUACGUGUCUAUCAUUCGGUGUCUUAGCUCUCCCGCAGUUGCCAACCAGAACAAGAAGUCCCGGGCCCUCUUCCUGUCAGCUGCUGUUUUCAGCAUCUUCAUCCUUUGCUUUGGGCCCACAAACAUCCUCCUGAUUCUGCACUACUCCUCCUUUCUCUGGGGCUCCACGGCAAACACCGCCUAUUUUGCCUACCUCCUCUGCGUCUGUGUCAGCAGCCUCAGCUGUUGUCUCGACCCACUCAUCUACUAUUACGCCUCCUCGGAUUGCCAGAGGCACCUCUACAGUGUCUUGUGUUGCAAAGAGACUUCGGAUUCCAACAGUUAUAACAGCAGCGGCCAGUUGAUGGUGAGUAAGGUGGAUACUUGCUCUAGUAACCUGAAUAAUAGCAUUUAUAAAAAGCUAUUAACUUAGGAAAAGGGCACUUCUCAUGAGUUAAGUCGAAAAGGUUAAAGAGAAAAAAAAAAAAAGCAAGUACCAUGAGGACUCUAUGAUUCCCUGGCCCCCUCAAAACAAAGUAUCAUCUAAAACAACACAUAACUGGAUUUUGCAAGCCCCCUCAAAACAAAGUAUCAUCUAAAACAACACAUAACUGGAUUUUGCAAGCCUCUCAAAACAAAGUAUCAUCUAAAACAACACAUACUGGAUUUUGCAUGCCUCUUUCUUCUGAACAUCACUCGGCAUUUAUGUUUGUUAAUGACAGGAAAAGAAAACAGCCGGAGAAAACUCUUAGAGAGUAUUGCCAGUGCAAUAGUAAUAACUGCAUGUCACUCUUUGUCCUGUUUGAUGACUUACUAUAUAUGUGUGUGUAUGUGUGUGUGUUUACAUGCGUAUGUAUCGUCUACCGCGCAGUACAGAUUGGGCACUGUGGACUCUCACCCUCUGAGAUUAUAGACAUAAACUCUGACUCUGGUUUAAUAAGCAAAGUUUAGCUUGCUGGAGUUUAACCUUAAGCAUCCGUCAGCAGUGAGGGAUUCUACAGUUUGAAUUUAGCUUUAUUGAAUAAGAAUGUUUUGAAAGUGCUGGGCAGCAGUGCUGAAGUUACUGAGAACUAAGACUAUGCAGAAAAAACUCUGCUUUACUCAUUUAAGGCUAUCAAGCCUGAGCUCUUAAAUCAUGAAACAUAUGGCAGGGUCACUUUUUUUUUUUUUUUGAUGCUUUACAAGCUGUAUAUGUAAAUUUACAGAGUACAAGUGCCACAGUGACCUUCGGCUGGCUUUCAAAGUGACUUCCCCCCAAGGGAGGGAGGAGUCCAAGCAGUAGAUCCCAGAGCAGACCCAGACUGGCCACAAACUCUCCCACAGAAAGAAAGAACCGUCUGGCAGAAGGCAGCCGGACCGUCGUCACACUCUCCUCCUGGGAGUCCAUGAAGGGUUGACUGUGAACAGAUCAUGCUUAUUAAAAUUCACUGAAACCAGCUGUGCUGCUCCAGGAGAGAAUACUGUACUGUGCCAUUUCUCGUGACCAUGGAUGGACUUGUUGUGAGGGUGGAGAAGUAAUUGCUGUUUAUUCCCAGCACUUACCCUUCAAGGUCCUUUCGCAGAAGGAAGACCCACUGUGUGCUCUUUCUGGGCUUUCUGAUGGGGGUGGGCAUCCAGGCCUGUGUAAGGAGGAGAGCUACCUGUGAGACCAGCAGCGCACAGGCGCUGUGUAGGGCCGGGGGGUGGCCGAGCUGAUUUGAGAGCACACGUUAUAGAACGCAGUGUAGGAAGAGUCACUACAGAAGAGUCUUUUUAACCAGCGUUACCAAGCAUGCUUCUCACAUCAAGGCCUUCCGGUUGAAGAACAUUGAGCUUUUCUUGGUCUGACUUAUUUUGUGAGCCACUGCUUCUUGUGGCUGUGACUUGAGAAGAAGGUGACAGAAUACAGGAAGUUCAACUUUGACAAGUCUAUCCAUCUCCAUUGAUUGGAUGUUAUUUAUUUAAUAUGUUUGUUUAAGACAUGACUCAAAAUCAGAAUUACUUAGAUGUUAUGUCAAUCUUAAUGGAAAUAGAAUAAAAGUGAAUUGAUCAACAAGGGCAACAAAAGGGAAUAAAUAAAAUAAAUAAAUAUUUUUAAAAAACUGAAUUGAUUUUGAAAUGUAGGAAAACUAUUCACUAUUUUUCACUUUUCCUAAUGAGUUCAUGUGAUGAUUUUAAAAGCAUUUCUUCAGCCCACUGAUAAGUUUCAAGUAUGACAUCCUCGUGGUUUGGACAGAAUAGUCUGAUAUUUAGGAUGGAAUAUAUGGUCUUUUCCUUGUAGAAAAAAAAAAGUUGAUAUCUUAAAUAAAUAAAUAAUAGUGAACAGUGCCAGGUAAAUAUUGACUUAUUUAAAAGAGCAAGCUAUGUCUAGAUGUCACAAAGUAAUUGACGUAGACGUGUAAGUAGCACUGAUGUUGCUGAUUAGCUGUGUUGGCUUUACCUACCUGAUGGAGGCCCUCUGCUGUCCGUAUUUACUCAGUCUGUGUGUCACAAGGCUCUGACUUAGUAAGGCUGUCACUGCUGUAACUCUCACUCUGUACUCAUAAAUCCUUGUCACUUGUUAUAUUCUCUCUUUUUAAAGAGGUGUAUGUGGUCUCUAUUAAUAAACAUGAAAAAGUU